Messenger RNA from Coccomyxa subellipsoidea C-169, 4128 nucleotides. Its product is annotated as RCC1/BLIP-II. The transcript is spliced from 22 exons. Lineage: Eukaryota; Viridiplantae; Chlorophyta; Trebouxiophyceae; Coccomyxaceae. Bases 1 to 4128 code for a protein of 1375 amino acids. The record is from RefSeq and is a predicted model, not a curated record.
AUGGAGGCUCCUCCGCACUCGAAGCCACUGGGCAAUUUGCAACCUGCAACCGCUCUCUACCUGCCAGAAGCUGCUCCGAGCAAAGGGCUCAGACCUGAUGCGAGUUUCAGCGGAAUCAAGGCUGAUGUGACCAGCAGCAGCCCCCCUUCCGCUUCGCAGCCGCCCAGCAGCCACACAAGUGCUGCUACCCGGCGCACCGCAGAUGAAAUGCUGACUGCACUUCGCAAGGGCACGGAUCUGUUGAAGCAUGGUCGCCUGGGCAAGCCGAAGAUGCACUUCUUCAGGCUGGCAGAGGGCGACUCAGUCCUGACGUGGCGAUCUGCCAACGGGAAGCCACGCAGCAUUCCGCUGGCUUCUGUGAAGCAGGUGAUCAAGGGGCAGUUGACAGAGAUAUUCAAGCGCCACCCACUUCCGCACAUGGCCCAUGCUUCCUUCUCGCUGAUGUACAUCGACCUGGAUCUAUCAUCGCGCACCCUGGACCUCACCUGCAGGAACCAGCAGGAAUUCGAUCUCUGGUACUGGGGCAUCCAGGCCAUCAAAGACAGGUUGAGGGCUGCAGGAACAGCCCACAGGGUGGUCAUGGGGGCACCCACUGGCGGGGCGCUUGUGCAGCCUGCCAAGUCGCUGCAGGGACAGCCUGUGGGAUCGCAGCCCCCAUCCAGCACAGCCAAAGUUGUUGGCGGAGGCACAGUGCAGGGGAGGGUGACAGGAGCGAUGGGGUUGCCAGUCCCAGAGCAGCGGCCAGGGGAUUGCUAUGUCUGGGGUUCAUCGGAUGCCGGCAUACCUCCUGCCCAGGGCUCCAUCUGCGACCGGCAGCAGAGCGCCACUCCUGCCAUUGUCGAGGAUUCCACCCAUCUGGACGUCUGCCAGGUGGCCGUGGGGCUGCGGCAUGCUGCGCUGGUGACGCGCAGCGGAGAGGUGUACACGUGGGGCAAUGGCGCCGGCGGGAAACUGGGCCUGGGGCAUGCAACUGAUGCAUGCGCGCCGCAGCGAGUGGACACGCUCUGGGGCCAGCGCAUCAGAAGCAUUGUUGCCGGCGCAGUCGUCAGCGAGGAGGGCUUCCUGUACACCUGGGGGGAUGGCGCCGCCGGCAAUCUGGGCUACAGCAAUGCCCUGCGCCAGUUCAUCCCCCGGCGCGUGGAGGGCACUCUGCUGGACCACACCAUCACCCAGGUGUCCUGUGGCCCGUACCACAGUGCAGCGCUGUCAAGUACGGGAGCGCUCUUCACUUGGGGAGACGGCCUCUGCGGCAAGCUGGGCCAUGGCUGUCUGGACAGCUGCCUGGAGCCUCGCCAGGUGGAUGCUCUGAAGGACAAGCGGGUGCUCCAUGUGGCCUGUGGAGUAUGGCACACAGCGGCGAUAGCUGCUGGGCCCAUCGGGGGCUCCAGCCUGCCGUCCUCCCUGUCAGAGCUGAGCUUCCAGGAGGCCGAAGCCCUGCGCCAUAAGCUGUCUGCUGCCUACAGCAUGCUGGAUGAGGAGGGUGGCGCGCUAUUCACAUGGGGUGGCCACUUCACCUGGGUGGACCACAGGAAGAACUCGGCCGGCCACCCUGUGGACAAGCGGGACCACCACCGCGGCUGCCUGGGCCAUGGCGACACUGCAGGAUGCCUUGCGCCCACCAGGGUGGGAGGAGCCUUGCAGGGGCUGGCAGUAAGGCAGGUGGAGUGCGGGCUCAACCUGACAGUCGCUCUGACAGCAGACGGCCGGAUCUGGCAGAUGGGCGAGACCGGCGCCCCUGGCCACAAGCUGGCCCCUUGGGAAGGUGCCAGGGAAGCUGUCCAGGUGCCAAUUCCUGAUCAUUAUGUGGAGCGGAUUGCGGUCGGCAUGCAGCAUGCGGCGGCGCUUGCCGGUCCCUUGGACGGGCAGACUGGACGCGCAGAGGAGGGCGCGGAGUGCAGUGUGAUUUUCACAUGGGGCAGGGGGCGAGAGGGCCAGCUGGGUGUGGGCAUGCAUGCUGACAGCGCCAUCCCCGCCCCAGUGGACGAGCUGCGAGGCCGCCAUGUACUCCAGGUGGCAUGCGGCGGAUGUCACACGCUGGCAGUGUGCCGCCACGAUGCUGACAAGGAAGACACAGAAGAGCGGCGCCGCGGCUACAAGGGCAAGAUGCGCGCCUGGUUCUCCAACAACAGCCGGCCCCUCGUCGCAGUCCCAGAAAAAGGCUUGGUCCUCUCCUACUCAUCCAUUUCCAUUCCUUAUGGCAGAUUUCCCAGUUUCUUUGACACCCCCACCUUCUCCCCAACGGCGAAUCGCCCAGAGCUUGACAGGCGCACCCUGCCUUCCUGGCCGUCCCCCUUGACCAGAUCAAAGGAAGCGCAACGGGCCAUGGGUCACAUGAGGCGGUCCCAGACUCUGCCUGGCAGGGUGGAGAUGCAUGCCCUGAAGCUUCCCAGGGACUCAGGCGGCAUACCGCUCUCUGAGGACCACGGUGCAUCCACAAGCGGAUCGCUGGCAUCUUUCACAGCCAACUCAGAGGCGUCGACUCCACGCAGCGUGAGAGCGGGCGUCCGCAAGAGCGCGCAUCGGCGCGCGUCCCUGGCGGCCGGCGCGCGCGCAUUCUCCACCAGCCUCGCGCAGCAGCUGCGACGCCACUCCGGCGAUGCAUACGCCGCCUCCCAGCGCCUGCUUGCAGGUGCUAAGAGCUCCAGUGCAUCCCCAUCCGAUGUGUCAGGCCCCCGUCGCGCAACCUCUCCCGAAAUGGAGGCUGCAAGCAGCACGUCCCUGGCCGAGACCUCCGCCUCGCUGCCCGAGCCCCUGACCUCAGAAGCGCCUGGCCUGGAUUUCCAACAUCCCCAGCAGGCGCUAAUUAGGCGAGGAGCGACAGAUGCGGCCACCUCACAGGGCUCCGGAGACUCGGCACAGGAUGAGAAGAGCUACAUUGCAGUGCUUGAAAAUCGGGUGGCCCGGCUGGAAGUUCUUCUUGGGCAGAACACAGCGGUCCCACCCAGUCACAGCAAUCAGCCCCAACAAUUGCCCAUGCUCAGCCCAUUUCGCACCUUGCCCUCCACCCCCGGACCCAGGGGCAUUCUGUCAGGGCGCAGGCACUCAGCAGCGGGCCCGUUCACAGAGCCCGCCAAAGCUGACGGCCUGCCGAGCGCGCAGCUUCAGGAGCCAGAAGGGUCGCAGCACGGCAGCAGCCGCGGGCCAGGCGAGGAAGCGGCCGCGUCGCCGGUGCGGCGCAUACUGCAACUGUCGCCGGAGCGUUCAAAUUCGCUGUCGCCGCGGAGCCACCGGCGCUCGCACUCGCUCGCCGACUGGAGCGCCUCGGCCGCGCCUCUGUGGCAGCCCCACGACGGUUCAUCCUCCCCUGCCGCCCUGCCCGCACCUGACAGCUACUCACAGGAUCAGCGAACCUCCACAUCCAGCAGCGCAGAAGCCCAUUCCCGGCAGCAGCAUCAGCAGCCGGCGCAUGCAGCGGGGCUUGCAGCGGUGUUGGGCGGGAGGGGCGACGGGGGCUUCUUUGGGCGGCCAGGCUCGCCGGUGAUCCGGACGGCCACAAUAGACGUGGGCGCGCUGAUGGGUGGCAGGCCACGCUCGCACAUGGGCAGCCCGCGCGGCCGGCUGCACAGCCCGACCGCGCAUGCCUCUCCAGACCGUGACAGCAGCCGCGAAAUUGGCCCGCAUAGCUGGCUGCGGCCGGGGGUUCCUUCGCCGCAAACCAGCGCGGCAAACGAGGCAGAGAGCGGUGGGGAUGGUGCUUGGGCGCUGCAGCAAGAGAGGGAGGAACUGGCGCAGAUUCGCGCGCAGCUCGAAGUGCGUGAGGCGCGCCUCAGGGCCCGCGAGCAGCAGCUUAAAUCUGAGAAUUCGUCAGGCAUGGAGGGGGGCUUCGGGCCUCCAGCAGCUGCAUGUGCUGUUCCCUCUGCAGAGGGCGAUGAUGCGCCAAAGACAGGCCUUGAGCACACAGUGGAGCCGUCGGAGGGAGUCUUUCUGACGCUGCAGGCGACGCCGUUAGGCCAGAACGCGCUCACGCGCAUCCGCUUCGCGCGCGGCCGCUUCUCCAAAGCUCAGGCCGAGGCAUGGUGGCGCGCUCACAAGGCCGAGGUCGCCGAGCGCUAUAAUCUUGCCCCGGGAUCGCCACGCGUUCCCUCCGCCGGCACCGAGUCCCCCCGCGGCGGCGACACAUCAUGGUGA